This is a messenger RNA of Cladocopium goreaui, 930 nucleotides long. Lineage: Eukaryota; Dinophyceae; Suessiales; Symbiodiniaceae. The record is from the annotation of a GenBank genome assembly.
AUGGCUGCCUUCAGUGAUGUCGGUGCGAUAUGUUCCGAAGCCUCCUGCCGUCGACAGGUGAGGGCAGCGGUGAAGCGGAUUUUUUGCCCACCUCCUGCUUCGCCUGCAAGCGAUUAUUUUGCCGUCGCCUUGGCCAACGGGAUUUUGGAAGCGCUGCCUGGGACAUCUCAGAUCUACUCCGCUGGCAGGCCGGGUUGCAAGGAGCAGAUCAGCGCGCACAACGCUUUGCAGUGCCAAAGAUGUGGUCAGAUGGUUUGUGUCCACCACCGCUUUGAAGACCAGCAUCCUUGCGUGGACUUGGAGGCCGCAGUGAAGGAAGCCUUGAAAGUUGCUCGAAAGUCCUUGAGGCAAGAGGAAUUCGCAGAAGCAGUGCGAACUUUGGGAAAAGUUUUCGGCAAUAUCCUGUCGCAGCCGAAGAAUGAGAAAUAUCGGAGCUUGAGAAAAGACAAUGCAGUGGUGAAGGAGAAACUAAAGCAUCCCUCCUGCAUUGCAUCACUGCAGCUGUGUGGAUUUUUUGACGACGGCGAUUUUUUUGUUUGCCCAGAUUCCAGAGACCUGACCACUAUGCGGCGGGUUUGUGGUCUGUUGAAGGAAGUGCCUCUCACGGAAGGUGUUCGGAUCGUGGAUGGAGUCAUUAUGCGCCCACCAAAGGUGGAAGCGAAAGAGACGACAUCGAGCUCCACAAACAGAGGCUAUGUAGCUACGCCUUCCAGGCCACCUCCCGUUGCAGGGUCAAACGCGCGACCCAAAUCUGCGUUUGACUUUCAGCGCCGGGAGCGAGACACACAGCAGGCACAAGCGGAUGAUCUGCAAGAACUCAGACGGCAGCAGAAGGAACAGCAGAAGGGCCUGCAGUGCGCCAGUCGGGAGAUUCUGGAUGUUGCGUCCAGUAAUCGCCUGGAAGCACCACUAAGUUGCAAAAUUCUGUGA